Messenger RNA from Nicotiana tabacum (common tobacco), 1173 nucleotides. The record is from RefSeq and is a predicted model, not a curated record. Lineage: Eukaryota; Viridiplantae; Streptophyta; Magnoliopsida; Solanales; Solanaceae.
AUGCAUGAAGAAUUGCAAGCUCUUCGAUCUAAUGGAACUUGGGUACUAGUCCCUCGAAAAUCUAACAUGAACGUGGUUGGUUCACGCUGGAUGUUCAAAACUAAAUUUCAUUUUGAUGGUUUUGUGGAACGCUUUAAAGCUCGAUUAGUUGCUAAAGGUUACAAUCAAAUUGAAGGUGUGUACUUUGACGAUACCUUUAGUCCAGUUGUGAAAGCUGCUACAAUCCGAGUUGUUUUGUCCAUUAUUAUUGCUUUGAAUUGGGAUAUCAAACAAUUAAAUGUCAAGAAUGCUUUUUUACAUGGCGACCUCAAGGAGAAGGUAUUUAUGGAACAACCUCCUAGAUUUCGCAAUCCUAUAUUCCCGAAUCAUGUUUGUCUGCUCAAAAAGGCCAUCUAUGCCCUCAAACAAGCUCCAAAAUAUUGGUUCUACAAGUUCAGCUCAUAUUUAUUUCAUCUUGGAUUUCUAUGUAGCAAGGCAGACUCUUCUUUGUUUGUUCAGCAUUCUUCAGAGGGUACUAUAUUGCUCCUACUUUAUGUCGAUGAUAUUAUCUUGACUGGAAGCAAUUCUUUUCUUUUGUCUCGAAUUUUAUACACACUGCAAUCACACUUUGCCACGAAAGAUUUGGGACCCCUUCAUUAUUUCCUUGGCAUAGAGGUCUAUCGCGACAAGGAUGGACUUUUUCUUAGCCAGCACACGUAUGCUACUGCCAUACUUCAACUCACAGAUAUGUUGGUUGCUCGAGCUCAUCCAACUCCUCUCUCCCAGAAACAUCACCUUCAUGACUCUACUGGCUCUCUUGUUGAUGCCUCUGAAUAUCGCAGCUUGGUUGCAUCCAACUGUAGUUCCUGGUCUGGGAUUAAAAGGGUGCUUCGCUACAUCACUGGUUCUCCUCACCUCGGUUUGCUGAUCUCCACUCGCUCUUCUCUUAAUUUGGUUGGAUUUUCUGAUGCUGAUUGGGCUGGUUGCCCCAUUAUACGGCGGUCCACAACUGGCAUAUGUGUUUUCCUUUUCUCUAAUUGUGUUAGCUGGUCCUCGAAGAAACAACACAUAGUUACUAGGUCUAGUGCAGAAGUUGAGUAUCGUUCAUUAGCUUCACUGGCUGCAAACAUCACGUGGAUCACUUACUUGUUGAAAGAUAUUGGUAUCUCGUUGCCUAGACCUCCGCACUACUAG